Messenger RNA from Eurytemora carolleeae, 612 nucleotides. RefSeq lists its product as uncharacterized. The record is from RefSeq and is a predicted model, not a curated record. Lineage: Eukaryota; Metazoa; Arthropoda; Copepoda; Calanoida; Temoridae. The coding region runs from base 141 to 533 and encodes 130 amino acids. The transcript has 4 exons.
GGUUUUGAAUUUUUUAGAUAUUUUCGUCCAGAAAUAUUUCAUGCGUCGAUUUUUCCAAGGCAUGAGCGUACGCUAAUCACGUAACUUUCAAUUUCUUAUUUUACGCAAAUAUCCGGAUCAGUUUCAAGAUUUGAUUAGCCAUGUACGCACCUACAUAUGCAGUCUUGUUUGCGUCAGCAUUAAUUGCUGGCGUACGGUGUACAGAUCUAGACUUGAAGGAGAUGGAAUCAGACCCUAGAGUGUUCUACACAAACUAUACUUCAUCUUUAGUUCAAGUAAACGGAACCUUAUUACUCUACGGCGGAAUUAUUGUUAUUGUCGGAGCAGCCAUAGGACUAGGAGCAUAUUUGCUGUUUACCUCAUCUACCCGGAGAAACGGAAACUACUACGGAAGCUACUACGGAGAUGAGACCGAUGCAUACUCGGAUUACAGAGGAUUUUUUGAUAACACAGAUUUCAAUCUGCUUGGUCUGAUUACCACCGCCCUGGAAACCUACAGAAGUUUGAACGAAGACGAUAGAUUGUUUGAUUAAUUGAUUGGUUGAUUGGGAAGGGAAGUUUAUGUGUAUUUAGUAUGUAGGGUAAAUUGUUAAAUAAAUUGUUAAAACAGGA